This is a messenger RNA of Plodia interpunctella (Indianmeal moth), 1228 nucleotides long. RefSeq lists its product as uncharacterized. NCBI's taxonomy places the organism in Eukaryota, Metazoa, Arthropoda, Insecta, Lepidoptera, Pyralidae. The transcript has 3 exons. The record is from RefSeq and is a predicted model, not a curated record. The coding region runs from base 786 to 1169 and encodes 127 amino acids.
AAAUCCUGUUUCACAACCCCAGGGGGUACCUAAUUAAGAGUCUCCUAGUUAAGUGACAAAUAGUGCGAAGCCAACACGGAAGUGAUUGUCGACAACAUAUUUACAAUUAAUAUUUUCGAAAAAUACGACAGUAAUAAAAUAAAUUACUUAUAAUAUUGUAUAGAACAUGAAUUAACAGUACGUUUUGAAUCUUAAAUUAGCAAAAAUAAAUUAAAAUAAAGUUUAACUAGUAUGUACGGACGAUCGCUUGUGCCUAAAAAAGUUAAUGUAGUUUGAUUGACAUUUGGUUUGACAGAAGUCGUGCCGCGCAUCGUCGCUCGUCGAUUCGUUUAAACGUAGAUUGUAUUGUUUGGUUCGUUGGCUUUGUUUAUCAAUAGAAUAGUUUCUUUUCAUAAAAUCAACACGUGCGUAGCGUGGUGAUUUUGUUCAUCAUUACGGACUACAGCCGACUGCAAGUUACACCAAUUUGUAAUACCAGUGUUAAAUCGACGAUGGCUGAAAAAAGGAAACGCGGCCAAAACUUUUCUCUCGAAGAGAAGGAUAAACUUGUAAAAUUGUUACUUCUCCACAAAGAUACAAUCUUAAAUAAAAAAACCGAUGGGGCUACAAAUGAAGCAAAGUGUGAAGCUUGGACAGCGGUUACAAAUUCAUUCAACUCGUCGUCUAAUAUAUACAGGUACAUAUAUAUUUUUGUGUGAUAACUACUGGAGACACCAAAGGUCAUAUGCAUUCAAGAUGACAGUAAUAUAUGGAAGACAAUUGAGGACGUGGAUUUAGAAAUAAAAAUGGACAACUGUCAGAAUUCCACUGAUACUCCAAAAGAAAUUUUGACUGAAGAAAGUGAAGUGCCAAAAGAUUUCCACGAGUCCCAGCUUAAAAAAACCCCAUUGUGGUCACGGAGACGGCCACAUAUAUCAAAUUAUAAUGAGCGGACUGAAGCUUCGACUUUAGUUUCUUCAAGUAUAAGAGAUGUAUAUAAAAAAAAAGAAAAUAUUGAGGAUUUAAAAGAAAAAUUGUUGAGGGAGGAGUUAGAUUUUAAAAAAAAGUUAUACUCCUUACAAUUGCAAGCAGCAGCCAAAGAUCUUGAAAUAAAAAAUGCAAUGUUAGAACAAAUUCAAGGUGGUGGUUUCUCUUUAAAUAAUUUAUAUGGAGGUCAAAAGAAGAAUUAAAUUUAUUUUAGAAUAUAUUGUAUGCCUAUUAGAAUAAAAUUUUGUAUUGCAUUAGCAAA